AUGUCAGAAGGAGACGGUGGCGUAAUCCCAGAUAGCACUUUGAUUGAUGCUAAAACUAAAAAUAUCAAUUUAGAAAUUGCAGCUCGCGAGCCAUGGCCAGAAACUGCAACAUUAUAUUUACCAUUGAAAGAUCAAUUAGUCGUUUGGUCAUCUGAAUGUUUAGCAACAUUGUGUUUAUUACGAAAAGCACUUGUACCGUCACUGCGUCUCGAACAUGUACGAAAUGCAGCUGAAAUGUCAAACAGUGGAAUUCCACCAGUUUUAAGUUUAAACAAUCGUAUUUUUAGUGAAUUUGAUGAAAUUGCCGAUUUAUUAGAGUUAAAGGGUUUAUUAAGUGAAAAUGGCAGAAAUACUGAUGUACGUACAUGGUCUACGAGUUACUCGAUAUUGUGUACAGAAGUUAUUCGUGGUCUAAUGAAUUAUUUUUUGAUAUCGACUAAAACUGGUUUAGUACGUACAUGCACGUCUAAAUUUGAAACAACUAUAAAAGCCUUGUCGGAAAAAAUUCAAAACAAUCAAGGAUAUUUACUUAGUCAAGAUUUCACUCGAGCUGAUGCACAUCUCUACGGUUGUAUAUAUUCGAUUUUAAAUUUAAAUAUAAUGGAAUAUAAUGAAUUGAAUAAUAUAAUUCAUCGAUAUCAACCAUUGAUUGAGUAUGUCAGAAAAAUUGAUAGAUUUGUUCAGGGUUUUUCGGUAAUAGAUAGUAUUAGUGGACAUUAUACCAAUACAGUUGGAAGCAUUUAA
Molecule: messenger RNA, 744 nt
Organism: Didymodactylos carnosus
Lineage: Eukaryota; Metazoa; Rotifera; Eurotatoria; Philodinida; Philodinidae
Source: the annotation of a GenBank genome assembly